This is a messenger RNA of Choloepus didactylus (southern two-toed sloth), 3893 nucleotides long. It is a transcript of the gene GPR83, whose product is annotated as G protein-coupled receptor 83. Bases 75 to 1337 code for a protein of 420 amino acids. Gene Ontology annotation, cellular component: membrane. Gene Ontology annotation, molecular function: neuropeptide Y receptor activity. NCBI's taxonomy places the organism in Eukaryota, Metazoa, Chordata, Mammalia, Pilosa, Megalonychidae. The record is from RefSeq and is a predicted model, not a curated record. Gene Ontology annotation, biological process: neuropeptide signaling pathway. The transcript has 4 exons.
CACCCAUCUGCCCACCGAGCCCGGCGGGGACAGCAGGACCGCGGGAGCCCCGGGAGAGGAGCAGCUCCUGCAAAAUGGUCCCUCCCUUCUUGCUGCUCUGCCUCCUCCACUCGGUGCGCGCCGCCGGGCGCCCCGAGGGCCGAGCCGACAACCAGAGCCUGGGAGCGGCCCUGGCCGUCCCCAACGCCUCGCACUUCUUCCCCUGGAACAACUACACCUUCUCCGACUGGCAGAACUUCGUGGGGCGCAGGCGGUACGGGGCCGAGUCCCAGAACCCCACGGUGAAAGCCCUGCUCAUCGUGGCUUACUCCUUCAUCAUCAUCUUCUCGCUCUUUGGGAACGUCCUGGUCUGUCAUGUCAUCUUCAAGAACCAGCGAAUGCACUCGGCCACCAGCCUCUUCAUCGUCAACCUGGCGGUCGCCGAUAUAAUGAUCACGCUCCUCAACACCCCCUUCACUUUGGUCCGCUUUGUGAACAGCACGUGGGUGUUCGGGAAGGGCAUGUGCCACGUCAGCCGGUUUGCCCAGUACUGCUCCCUGCAUGUCUCGGCGCUGACGCUGACCGCCAUUGCCGUGGACCGCCACCAGGUCAUUAUGCAUCCGUUGAAGCCCCGGAUCUCAAUCACAAAAGGCAUCAUCUACAUCGCUGUCAUCUGGACCAUGGCUACGUUCUUUUCACUCCCACACGCUAUCUGCCAGAAAUUAUUUACCUUCAAGUACAGCGAGGAUAUUGUCCGCUCCCUGUGCCUGCCAGACUUCCCUGAGCCAGCUGACCUCUUCUGGAAGUACCUGGACUUGGCCACCUUCAUCCUGCUUUACAUCCUACCCCUCCUCAUCAUCUCCGUGGCCUACGCCCGUGUGGCCAAGAAGCUGUGGCUGUGCAACACGAUCGGCGAUGUGACCACGGAGCAGUACCUCGCCCUGCGGCGCAAGAAGAAGAAGACCAUCAAGAUGCUUAUGCUGGUGGUGGUCCUCUUUGCCCUCUGCUGGUUCCCCCUCAACUGCUAUGUCCUCCUCCUGUCCAGCAAGGUCAUUCACACCAACAACGCCAUCUACUUUGCCUUCCACUGGUUUGCCAUGAGCAGCACCUGCUACAACCCCUUCAUCUACUGCUGGCUCAAUGAGAACUUCAGGGUUGAGCUGAAGGCACUUCUGAACGUGUGCCAAAGGCUGCCCAAGCCUCAGGAGGACACGCUGCCCUCCCCAGUUGCUGCCUUCAGGGUAGCGUGGACAGAGAAGAGCAAUGGCCGGAGGGCCAUUAACCUCCUGCCCUCCUCCCAUCUCCAGUCUGGGAAGACAGACCUGUCCUCCGUGAAGCCCAUUGUGGCAGUAAAUUAGAGGCAGGGGGAGGGAUCUGUUUCCAGCUGAGGUUGGAAAAGAGCCUGAAGAGAUGGCCUGUGCUCUCAUACCUUAACAGUGCUAGAAACGGGUCACACAGAAGCUAUAGGACUCUCAAGUUUCUAGAAAACUCUGCCCAGCUUCCCAGCCCCAUUUGAUGUGAAAACUGCAGGGCAACUACUAACCCAGUACAUGUGUAAAUAUUAUGGUCUAAGAAAUGCUGUGAAGUGGAUCACCCUGGUUCCAUGAGUGAGAGAGCCAGGGACAACUUCAGCCCUGAUGGUUGCUUAGUCAUUUAUUGCUCCAUCUGUCAGGCAACUGGCUUCUGUACAGCUCUUCCCUGCCGCUGAGCAUCUGUAAAGGAACCCUGAGUCAUACUUUGGGUGUGGCAGACCCAGAGCUCUGCAUUCGAAAGGUUCAUGGGCCAGUGAAAGGCUAGCUGGUGCUGAGGUUUUCAUGCCUUGCUUUCUAAAGUAGUUGGAUCAAGAUCAAUCAUGAUCCUGCGCUGGCCUGACCAUGGACAAGAAAAGAAGGGACCAAUUUGGGUUCUUAAAACAAAGAGGAAUUAUUGCAUUUUUCUUACCAGAAGAAAUUAUUAUUAAAACUUUGAAAAAUUCAGAAAAACAUAAAGAAGAAAAUAAAAAUCACUGCCUUAUCCGACCAAUUUGUGAUAAUGGCAUAUUUCUCGUUGUAUGUGCUGUGAAUUUAUUUGCAACUUUUUCCUCCACUUCUGUGUCAGGGCUUUAUAUUUUUCAUUUUGAAUUGCAGUUUUCCAUUUGGAUUGUAAUGAUAAGCAGGAAACAGGCAUGGCAGAGUCCCUCUCCUGAGAGUAGCGUCCACAAGAAGAAUUGGAAAAAGAAGUGGGAGGGGAACCCAAGGUGAAGACCAUCACUGGUCUGACAGACCUAGACCCUUCAGGAAGGCCUGGCUGAAGUGGCCCUUCUCAGAGAGUGGUCAUCAUGAUGAGCCAGGGGACAAAACUCAGCCAGAAGGCAUAAUUCCUUCUCUUCUGCAAUCACAUAGAAACAAGAGGAGGUGAAAAAUUAUUCUGCUUUUCAAAGGAGAUGAGGGAACAGGCUUUCCAACAUGCUGGAAAUAAUUGUGCUUAGAUACCUCAUCUUCCCAACCUGUCUAGACAGGCCAUUUCUCUGUGUUGUCUGGAAAAUAAGGUGUCUUCAAACCAGUUCGGAAAGAAGACUCACCGUCAACAUGGCCUUGGAGGCUGGGAUGUCAGGGCCUCACCUGUCACUUAGAGAAGCUUCUGGAACGGUGAUAUUCCAUAAGGACCCAAGUUGCCAUAGAAAUCUCAUUCCAGAGAUUGAAUGUUUUCAUCACUUUCCAUCUGGUCCUGAGUGAUUCACUGUGUCACCCAGAAGAGAGAAGUGUCAGACAGGAUCGAGCUUAAUUCACAAGCCCUAAACAUCUGCUACUCUCAGGCUGAUGGCAGGUUUCCUUCUAGCAUCUGAAAAAACAUAAAAGCAAACCAUGGUUAUGGGGCUGAAUGGGAGACUGAGGUCUGGGGAGGAAGGAGUUUGUUCAAGGAUCACUCCUACCUCUUGGCUGCUAAUCGAAACUGAACAAGGCCAUGUCAUCUUCUUCCCUGGUGAUGAUAUGUGGGGGCUUAUUAUAUUCUUCUCACUAUGAGGACGUUUGACACUUUUCAAGAUAGAAAGUUUAAAAAACCGUCUUUUGAAUAGCAGGUAAAGAAGUGAUUUUCAUGGGGGCAGAGAGAGCCUUUUAAGCCCAUAGGGAUCCUCAAAUGGAUUUUCUGGCCAAAUUGCUCUUGUGCCAAUGACAGUAUACUUGUGCUUAUAGUCUCUUGUGGUGUCAAGAAGCAGCCAAUGGUUUCUUCCUAAUGCUUCCGUAGAAAGUCUGUGAAAGAGUGAGAGGAGGCAGUGGGGAUACAGAAAGUUUGUCCGGCUCUCAAAAUCACAGGGAAACCUUCUCUUUGUUCCUCUUUUGUGGGGUGGGGGACAGUGGAAGGUGGGUAGUCUGGAAAUACUGCCAAAGCAUGGAGAAGACCCUUCUCUGGUGGUGCUAGUGGGGAGGGGGACCUGUGGAUGGCCCAUUUAGUCUGGGUCUCCCUGCAGAUAGACUGUCAGCACCCCGACCGCCUCACUCCUCGUGGACACUGUGUGCUUAGGGCAACAGUGAUUUGUAUUUGUGAAUGUGAAAUUCAUAAAGCUUGAGUUUUCCCCAGUGGGCUGUAAAGAGUCCUUUACUGUAAAAUUGCUUCAGUCUUAAGAAAAUACAUUUGGGGUGUGUGGAGUGUGCCUCUUGGAUUGGUGAUUUCGUCCUAUUUGGUAACCUUUGAAGUAGGAAUCAACAUGGAUUAGGCUAAGAGAGCCCAGAGAUCAUCUACCCCAAACCCUGCCUUUUACAGAUGAGGAAACUCAAACAUCGAGAGGUUAAAAGUCUGGUCCAAAAACGCCUGACUUAGUGUAGUGCCAAAUCCCCUCUGCCGUCGCAGGUAUGUUGACUCAUCUGAAUGAUGCUAUUCAAAGCCCAGGAAAUUAGCCUUAAAAGAUUUCACAGAAAAUUGUAAAUAGGGGAUGU